Messenger RNA from Sorghum bicolor (sorghum), 2376 nucleotides. RefSeq lists its product as uncharacterized. The record is from RefSeq and is a predicted model, not a curated record. NCBI's taxonomy places the organism in Eukaryota, Viridiplantae, Streptophyta, Magnoliopsida, Poales, Poaceae. The transcript has a single exon. Bases 758 to 2206 code for a protein of 482 amino acids.
AUCACCACAGAUAAGCACCAAGGCAUCAAGUAUAAAGCUAACUAGCUUGUCUAUCUAUAGCAAAACAUUCCACCCUUGUUGCCAAUCUUGGAGCCACGCACAACCACCAUUGUCACUUUAUCAGUCAGGACGGACCACGCACAAAGCCACGUGGUAGCACCAGAUUGGCAAACAGUAGCAAAAACACUCUCAGCUCGCGGAUGCCAGGAGCUAUAUGGAGUUUAAUAUAUUAAUAUUAAUAUGCAUGUUGAUGAACACAGAUAAAGCAAGCAUCCAAGUUUUCUUAUAGCAACAUACCCAUGGAAAACUCCAAUAACAACUAGAGCUUUUACUUUUUUCUUAUAGCAACGCACCCAUGGAAAACUCCAAUAACCAACUAGAGCUUUUAUUGAAAGAAUCAAAGAACAAGAUCUUCUUAACGACCAGUAAUAUAUCCAAAAUCUUGGUUGGAAACUCUUGAAGCCCUUCAUGAACCAUCCUUGUUAGUUUUAUCAGGAAAUGGUUGGGUUUGCUAACACAUCCAGACUCUUCACAUGAAUAGAAAGGUGGAAAGUAAUUUGUCUGUAGCAAAACCAACCUAAGAAAAGGCCAAAAAUCCUAGUCAUUGACACGCCAGCCACAUACUUAUUACUUCUACCAGAAAAGCUUGGAUGUAUUAACAUGCUCUCUUCAUACAUAAGCAUCAACAAAAGAGGUUGCAACUAAUUUGUCUAUAGCAAAACUACCCUGAGGAAAAGUCUAGCAUCCUAGUUGGCAGAUGUUAAUAGCCAGUUCACUCACCCUGAUUACCACUGCCUUCAUUAUUAUGUUGGACAGAUUAACACGCCAAGAGGAUUAUAAAUUCGCACCCACCCUCACAAGUCCCUAUCAGAUUCAGACAUCAUCACCUACUACAAAAUCUUGCAUCAGCAUGGCUACCCAACAAGGUUUCAGUUCUACCGACCUGAAAACCCAUAGGAAGAACCUACCAUCCCUCCUUGCAGUUGCUCAACCAUUCCUUCGCGGUGAGCUAGAGAAAAUCGACCCAGAGAUCCCAUCCUUUCUCUCCAUCCUACGCUCAGCCGGUGCCGGUGAGCGUCACCACAAGAACGGAGCAUUCCUAGCUCACCUGCUCAAUUUCCAUCGCAUUGUCCGACUGUGGGGUGCGCCCUCUGACAUUGCUCGAUGUGGCCUUUUCCACUCAUCGUAUGCCAAUUCAUACGUCAACGUCUCCAUCUUCGAAUCAAGCACGACCCGCGAGGACGUGCAGCGUCUCAUCGGUGCACCAGUUGAACGACUAGCUUUCCUAUUCUGCGCUGUCCCGCGCCACAAGCUCAUCCACGAAGAGCUCCACUUCCAGUACACCGACACGGAGCUGAGGGAUCACCUAGCUGCCUCUGACCUGUCCAUCAAGGCAGCUAGGGAGACUGGCACAUUUGACGCCUCUGAGGCAUGGCGCGAGAAGAUCUGCAAGCUUCUUCCACCAAAGGGCAUGGAAGCAAGGCACUUCAAAACUGGUGAACCCAUAUCACUUUCACGCAGGAUCAUAGCACUCUUUGUUCUGAUGACUAUCGCCGACAUCUGCGACCAGUACAUUGACUACCAAGACAAGCUGUAUGAUAACGAGAAUGGCCGGCUGGAGUUCCGCGGCGACAACUGGGGUGCUCUGUGGCCAGGAACUUGCAAGCCCGGUCUCUGGAUGAAUGCAGCAUCAAGGCUGGGAGUUCUGUACAACCUCAUCAUUAGAGAGGAAGAGCUUUACACUCAGGAGAGGAACAAGAUGGGAGAGACUAUCCGGCUCGACCGAGACGAAGAAAUCAUGCUGGUGAUCCCGCCGGUCUUCAACUACUGCACCAAGGUGCUGGAUCCCAAGGAGCAAAUAGCUGCGAGGGACCUUUACUGGGAGGCCAUAUGCAGUGAUGACAGGAAGGAAAGAGACUGGGAGAAAGUGGAGAAGGUCCUGUUGGAGAGUAUUCAGAAGAACCCGUUUGUAGGAGAGCCUCGCCUGGUUGCUGCACAGGUGUAUCUCAACAUGGAGAGGUACGCAGAGGCGAAGGAAGAGGCCGAGGAAGGGCUCAAGUUGCUGCUGGAAUGGGGCAUCAGCUGGGACAAAAGGAUGACAUGGGAAUCCUGGGUGUCUUGGGGCAGGGUGAUGCUGGACAAGGCCAAGGAGAAUGAGUGGCCUCAUACUGCAGCAGGCAUCAUCAACCUGGGGCUUGUGAAAUGAGCAGUCAGAACAUCAGUAGUAUUGUGGUAAGGUAAUAAUGCAGUAGUAACGAAUAAUUGUGGGCAGCAUGUCAUGCCCUUGUCUGAAGGGGGGGAAAAAAGGAAUAAUGUUAGGCACCAUUAGCCCAUCUUAAUAAGAGUGAGUGGCAAACGUUGUUUGGCCCUAUUGUC